UCAAUCAAAAAAAUAUACAGUAAACUUAUUAUGUUUUAAAAAUUGAUAGACACAUAUAUAUUAUAAUAUAUACCAAUUUAGAAUUGAAAAUAAAAUAUUUAUAUAAAAAUAAAUAAAAACAAAAACUUGCGUAGUUACGCGGGUCGAGAUCUAGUUACAAUUAAAACAUCAUUAUUCCAUCUUGGUUCUUGAUUUGUAAGGUAAGUAUAAAAGGUAAGGUUAGUAAUUUUGUACUGCGAUUGCAAUCAUAAUUGAUUUUUUUUUGGGUGAAAAUCAUAAUUGAAUAUUAUUAACAUCUUAAAUGUAAAAAAUCACAAAAAAAAUCAGAUUUUCACAUGUCUCAGAUACUAGAAUGAUAUUUUCCUGCCAUGAUAAAAAUUAGGAAAACAUGCAUGUCUAUAGUAUCGUUCAUUCGUUUGUGAAAUAGUUAGAGAAUCUUGUGACGCUAUAAAGGAUCUCUGGAACUAUAAUGCUAGGCCAUUACUCCAUCUAAAAGCCAGAUGAGUGUAAACAGUUGGCAAGUAAUUAGCUUGUAAAGUUUCCAAUAGAAUCAAGUUGCAAAAUAAAAUGCAAGAACAACCAUAUUUAGGAAUACUAAAACACCAAUGAGGAACUGUAAUCAGCUAUUUAGCUUGUGAUGUUUGCAAAUUGCAAUAGAAUCAAGUUGUAAAAUAAAAUGUAAGAACAACCAUAUUUUGGAAACACUAAUGAGGAAAUUUAUUGAGGAGGGAAGAUAUCAUCUUGAGGUUUGAGAGAUAUGGAUUUGGGUAGGCUAAGAAAAUCCCAGAAGACAUGGAAAACUCUCGUGCUUCGAUACGUCCAUAGUCCCAAUUCAUAUUACAUUUCAAGAUGUAAUACAAUAAACUAUCAUAAUAUACUCCAUAUAUAGGUCAUAUUCUAUAUAUUAAUAAUUGAUGUCAUAAGGGAAAUUGUUUAAGGAAGAAGAAAAUAAAUCAAGAACGUUGACCUUUCAAUGGCCUAUAUAAACAUGUCUUAGACUCAACACUCAGCACAGAGCAACACAUUGAGCCUGAAGAGAAGAAAAAGAAAAAAGAGAGAGAGAGAUGAGGAGUGACGUAGCACGGCUCAGGUGUGGGAAGACGAUUCCAUUGCUUGGAAUGGGAACUUAUUGUCCUCAAAAAGAUCGAGAGAGUACCAUCUCAGCCGUCCAUCAAGCCAUCAAGAUAGGGUAUAGACAUUUCGACACAGCAAAGAUAUAUGGAUCAGAAGAAGCUCUAGGAACUGCAUUAGGUCAAGCUAUCUCCUAUGGAACUGUCCAAAGAGAAGAUAUCUUUGUGACUUCAAAGUUAUGGUCUAGUGAUCACCAUGACCCUAUCUCUGCCCUCACACAAACUCUCAAGACAAUGGGGCUAGAAUAUCUAGAUAACUACUUGGUGCAUUGGCCAAUAAAGCUAAAGCCAGGAGUGAGUGAGCCCGUCCCAAAGGAAGAAGAGUUUGAGAAAGAUGUAGGAAUUGAAGAAACUUGGCAAGGCAUGGAGAGAUGCUUGGAGAUGGGUUUGUGUAGAUCCAUUGGUGUUAGCAACUUCUCUUCUAAAAAGAUCUAUGAUCUUCUCGAUUUCGCUUCUGUCUCUCCUUCUGUUAACCAGGUGGAGAUGCAUCCAUUGUGGAGACAAAGCAAGCUAAGAAAAGUGUGUGAAGCGAACAACAUCCAUGUAAGUGGAUAUUCACCACUUGGUGGGCCAGGGAAUCGUUGGGGGUCAAUGGCUGUGAUUGAACACCCUGUCAUCAAAUCAAUUGGUCUCAAGCAUAAUGCCACUCCAGCUCAGGUGGGGAAUGUCAAAAGGGGCAAGUGUGAUUGUGAAAAGUUUUAAUGGAGAAAGAAUGAGAGAAAACAAGAGAGCCUUAGAUAUCAAAUUGGAUGACCAAGACUUAUCAUUCAUUGACCAAUUGGAGGAGUGGAAGAUCAUGAGAGGAGAUUUCCUUGUUAAUCAAACCACAAGCCCUUACAAAUCCAUCAAACAACUUUGGGAUGAUGAGAUAUAAUUGAUUAGGGUUUCACAUAAUUUCAUCCAAAAUGUAAUUUCAUCAUCACAUUAUGUUGCUUAUGAUCAUAGUUUUCUCAUUUGGUAUAUAAAGUCAUUACAACUUGAAAAAACACAAUCUUGCUUGAUUUUGUUUAAUCCUCUUUUUUAUGCAACAUAUUUAGUAGUUUUUCUCCAUUUAUUCCUCUUUAUUAGUAGUGACAAAUUGUCAUGGCUUUGAUUUUGUAACUGGUGAGUACUGCUAAGUGCUGACCAUAUAUUGAAGGCUUGAGGUGUCGUUUCUUCUCAACGAGGUGUCGUUUUGAUUUAAUUCCGAUCCCGAAAUUUCGGGGCCCAACCCAUUUAUAUACAUCCCAAGUUUUGAUCGGCGCAUAUCGGACCUCUUUGUUUUUUUUUCCCUAAAUUUUGAUAUCUUUUUGGAAAACCCAUAUCCAAUUUUGGUUUUUCAACCAGUAAAUAUUCUUAGAUUUGACAUACAUUGAACUGGUAUCUUUUGUAGGGUAGACAAUACAAAAUUAGGCUUUGUCAUGGAAA
Molecule: messenger RNA, 2537 nt
Organism: Brassica rapa (field mustard)
Lineage: Eukaryota; Viridiplantae; Streptophyta; Magnoliopsida; Brassicales; Brassicaceae
Product: non-functional NADPH-dependent codeinone reductase 2
Molecular function (GO): oxidoreductase activity
Source: RefSeq, a predicted model, not a curated record